ACUCCCCCACCCCUUCAGGGAUCAGACGGCGACUCCGAGCGACAGAGUGAACACUACUGAAUCACGGUUCUGGAUCAUGGUGGAACCAUCCAAACGGGCUGCUGUUCUGCUGCUGUUGGUGCUGCACGGCUACGCUGCUCACGAUGUUUUUCUCAACAGCCAGCAAGCGUUGCAGGUGCUGGUCCGAAGCAGACGAGCCAAUCAUUUGUUUGAGGAGAUGAAACCAGGAAACCUGGAGAGGGAGUGUGUUGAAGAAAUCUGCGACAACGAAGAAGCCAGAGAGGUGUUCGAGCAGGGCGAUAAAACGGUGGAUUUCUGGACAACAUACCUGGACUGUAAAGGAACCCAGACCAAACGAACACAAAACAGCAUCCCCCUGAUCAGAAAGUGCAUCACAGGCUACUGCAUCUCCGGAAACGGCUUCAACUACAAAGGACAAGUCAACAUCACACAAUCGGGAAAGCUGUGUCAACACUGGAAACACAACUUCCCCCAUCCUAUCAGCAGGUAUUUUAACACCUCAGCAGCAGACAGCAACCUACAGGAGAACUUCUGCAGGAACCCUGACAAACAUCCAGGGGGACCGUGGUGCUUCACCACAGACCCAACGGUCCAGAGGGAGACCUGCAGGGUACCAAAAUGUGGUGAGGACUUCGUCCCAACAACCUUGGCUCCAGAACGUACCAGAGCCGCAACAACGUGUUUAACCAGUUAUGGUGUUGACUACACCGGGGACAAGAGUGAGACCAUGAAUGGCCACACCUGCCUGUCCUGGUCGUCUCCGGAGGUCGUGGCCCUCAGCAAAGACAAGGAGUUCAUCCCUGAGGUGACUCUGCCAGGAAGCAAGUGUCGAAACCCGGACAAUGACCCUGAGGGCCCCUGGUGCUUCGUGGAUGUUUCUGGAAACAUCACCGUUGAUUACUGUGACCUGGAGCUUUGUGAGGAUCCUCUGACUGGUGACGAGGAGACCAACAGUCAGGGCACGGAGCGGUCUGUUCAGGUUCAGAACAAGAAGCUGUUCUUCAGCCCUCGCUCCUUUGGACAAGGAGAGAGCGUGUGUGGGGUGCGCCCCCUUUUUGAACAGGUAAGCAGAGUGGAUAACGGAGAGAAGGAGAUGCUGGAGUCCUACAGAGAACAGCGGAUCGUUGGGGGGGACAGUGCCGAGGUGGCCUCAGCACCAUGGCAGGUGAUGCUGUAUAAACGAAGCCCCCAGGAGCUUCUGUGUGGGGCGAGUCUGCUCAGUGAUCAGUGGAUCCUGACUGCCGCUCACUGCAUCCUUUACCCCCCCUGGAACAAGAACUUCACCAUAAAUGACAUUCUGGUCCGUUUGGGGAAACAUAACCGAGCCAAGUUUGAGCGUGGGAUCGAGAAGAUUGUUGCCAUCGACGAAAUUAUCAUUCAUCCUAAAUACAACUGGAAGGAGAACCUGAACCGGGAUGUGGCGCUGCUGCACAUGAAGCGACCCGUCACCUUCUCAAACGAGAUCCACCCCGUCUGCCUGCCCAGCAAGCAGGUGGCCCGGACCCUGAUGACAAAUGGCUUUAAGGGUCGAGUGACGGGCUGGGGGAACCUGCAGGAGACCUGGAACCCUGCAGCCAGGAACCUACCCACAGUCCUCCAACAAAUCCACCUUCCAAUCGUGGACCAGGAAAUCUGCCGGCAGUCCACGUCGGUCAGGAUCACAGACAACAUGUUUUGUGCAGGUUAUAAACCAGAAGAGAGUCAGCGCGGUGACGCGUGUGAAGGCGACAGCGGAGGACCGUUUGUGAUGAAAUACCCGGCAGAGAACCGCUGGUACCAGAUCGGUAUCGUGUCCUGGGGCGAAGGCUGCGACCGCGACGGGAAAUACGGCUUCUACACUCACCUGUUCAGGAUGAACAGGUGGAUCAAGAAGGUGAUUGACAGGACCGGAGAAGACGACGAAUAAACGCAAAGUCAUAAAGAUAUCUGUUCGUCAGAAAAUAAUGCUAAUAAAGUUUCAUCUGUGUGGAAAAAAA
This is a messenger RNA of Nothobranchius furzeri (turquoise killifish), 1997 nucleotides long. It is a transcript of the gene f2, whose product is annotated as coagulation factor II (thrombin). Gene Ontology annotation, cellular component: extracellular region. Gene Ontology annotation, molecular function: calcium ion binding; serine-type endopeptidase activity. Gene Ontology annotation, biological process: blood coagulation; proteolysis; platelet activation. Lineage: Eukaryota; Metazoa; Chordata; Actinopteri; Cyprinodontiformes; Nothobranchiidae. The record is from RefSeq and is a predicted model, not a curated record.